Molecule: messenger RNA, 1879 nt
Organism: Raphanus sativus (radish)
Lineage: Eukaryota; Viridiplantae; Streptophyta; Magnoliopsida; Brassicales; Brassicaceae
Product: inactive beta-amylase 9
Exons: 2
Coding region: 133-1746 (537 amino acids)
Biological process (GO): polysaccharide catabolic process
Molecular function (GO): beta-amylase activity
Source: RefSeq, a predicted model, not a curated record
ACAAAUCACUUCUGUUUUUCUCGUAAUCAGUUUUACUUUGUUCAGACAGAUUCGGAUAAAGUUGCAACCUUUUUUUCUCGCUUUUCUUUAUAUCUCUAGAUUCCGUAUCGAUCUUCUCUUUGUCAAGAAAAAAUGGAAGUUUCAGUGAUCGGAAACCCCCAAGCGAAGAUCUGCAGAGCAGAAUUAGCGUACAGAGAGCUCGGGUUUCGACUUGGGUCCCAAGUUAUCUCCGGUGAAUCGAGAAACAGAGUUAGUUUCUUGACCCACCACCAAAGCUCGAAAUGGAAGGAGAUCGGUGUCCGCUGCUCUCCGAGGAGGUCUAUCAAAUGCGAAGCCAUCGUCUCCGACCAAGCUCCCUCCUUUCCGAAACCCACUUCAAACUCCAGAUCGCUUGAGAGCGUGAAACUAUUCGUUGGUCUUCCACUAGACACAGUAUCCGACUGCAACAACGUGAACCACUUGAAAGCCAUCACCGCUGGUCUCAAAGCUUUGAAGCUGCUCGGAGUAGAGGGGAUCGAGUUACUUAUCUUCUGGGGUGUCGUUGAGAAAGAAGCUCCAGGAGAAUACGAUUGGUCAGGGUACUUAGCCGUUGCUGAGAUCGUUAAGAAGGUUGGACUCAAGCUUCACGCGUCGCUCUCUUUCCACGGAUCAAAACAUCCAGAGAUAAAUCUCCCUGAUUGGGUGGCAAAGAUCGGAGGAAUCUAUUUUACAGACAGAUAUGGGAAACAGUACACAGAUUGCUUGUCCUUUGCGGUUGAUGAUGUUCCUGUUCUCGAUGGGAAGACUCCUAUGGAGGUUUAUGGUGGUUUCUGCGAGAGCUUCAAGUCUGCUUUCUCGGACUACAUGGGGAGCACGAUCACGGGGAUCACGUUGGGUUUAGGACCAGACGGUGAGCUGAAGUAUCCAUCUCAUCAUCAACACGAGACUAACCACCUCUCUGGAGCAGGAGAGUUCCAGUGUUACGAUAAACACAUGCUUUCAGCUCUCAAAGACUACGCUGAGUCCAAAGGAAACCCUCUCUGGGGACUCGGUGGUCCACAUGAUGCUCCUGGUUACGAUCAGCAGCCUCAUUCAACUCCCUUCUUCUCAGACGGAGGGUCUUGGGAGUCUCAGUAUGGUGAUUUCUUCUUGACUUGGUACUCUUCUCUUCUCACUUCCCAUGCGGACAGAGUCCUCUCCGUUGCUUCAUCCGCGUUUAGCGGGAGUGGAGUGUCUCUGUCUGGGAAGUUACCUCUCUUGCACCGAUGGAACAAGCUGAGAUCUCAGCCUUCUGAGCUAACAGCUGGAUUCUACAGCUCUGAUGGUCACGACAGGUACGAGGAAAUAACAAAGAUCUUUGCUGAGAACUCUUGUAGAAUGAUAAUACCUGGAAUGGAUCUAUCAGACGAGCAUCAGUCACCGGCCUCUCUCUCCAGCCCUGAGUCGUUACUUGCACACAUCAAAACAUCUUGCAAGAAACAAGGAGUGGGUGUCUCAGGGCAAAACUCGUCUCCCUUGGUCCCUGGUGGGUUUGAGAGGAUCGUUGAGAAUCUGAAGGAUGAGAGUAUUGGAGUUGAUCUGUUCACUUACCAGAGAAUGGGAGCAGUUUUCUUCUCUCCUGAGCAUUUCCAUGCUUUCACAGUCUUUGUUAGGAACAUGAACCAGUUCGAGCUGUCCUCAUAUGAUCAAGCAGAAGUGGAUGUUAAUAACGCUCAGACAAUGAGCAUAGGUUCAGGGAAUGGUGCAUCUAGUUUGCAAACCGCUUGAAGAAAAUAUCCAAAAUUCAUAUUUGUAAUAUAAAUAAGAAAGUCUUAGCAUUUUAUAUAAUAGAUUUUGUCACAUUACUGUAAAAUUAUAUGUAUCAAUGUCUUCAUAAAAUUAUAUGACUACUUACUAGUAA